Messenger RNA from Pongo pygmaeus (Bornean orangutan), 5460 nucleotides. It is a transcript of the gene LEKR1, whose product is annotated as leucine, glutamate and lysine rich 1. The transcript has 13 exons. NCBI's taxonomy places the organism in Eukaryota, Metazoa, Chordata, Mammalia, Primates, Hominidae. The record is from RefSeq and is a predicted model, not a curated record. Bases 632 to 3226 code for a protein of 864 amino acids.
UAAAUAAAGUGUAGACUAGGAGGUCUCAAAAUACUUUUUGAACUAAGCCCUUAAUCUUCACUACUUUGGACUAGAAUGGAAAUGUCACCAACGCCUUCCCAAUUAAUUUGCCCUGGCUGUAAUGACUGAAACCAGAACUUCCCUUUACACCCAUGACCUCUACAGGCAUCUCUUUUUCCUCUGCUCAAGAACAGUAACUGCUCACUGCUGUGUCUACCACAUGGGCCCCAGAGUAAGGGGUGAUAGGUAGGGCUAUAGGCUCCCGACUCCCGGCAGUGCCUCUCUCCAACCCCCACGAGGCUGGGACAGCUCCCUCCAUCUCAGCAGCUGCUACCAAGCACCCGACCCACUCUCGCCCGCCUCAUCCCUCGAUCCCCUUCCCUCCCUCUCACAGCACUCCGCUUAAGACUACCCCAGCCUUCCGAGCCCCACCACCAGUUUUCGCACUCCGCCCGGCGCGUGAGGCCCUGGGCGGUGCAGGGGAGCGUUGACGACAGACGUGGGCCGUGACGUCGCCGCGCUCUGACGUCAAGCCGACUGGCGGCGCGGUCGCCCGGGAGACUGGGAAAGCCGUUUCACGCCCGUAGUAGUCGAAGUCGAGGUGAGGGACGAUGGUUUUCCUCAGCCUGGGAUGGCCCGGUCCUCCAACAUGCAGUUCCGGAGUGGAGGCGUGCUCGCACCCGGGGAGAGAGCCAGAAAGCUGAGCCGCGGCGCCCCAGCGAGGGCACGAGGCCCCGGGCCUGUACUCCGCCACCACGCUCCUCUGCGGCCCCUUCUUGUUCUCUGCCAGCCCGCGGGGCCCAGGCGCGGUCCGCCUUCCUCCCAGCCCCGGGGAACGCGCGGCUCUGCUUCCUCACCCUCGCACCCUCCUCCUCCUCUUCUGGCCACGGCAGGUCCAGGGAGAAUGGGGUUAGAAAGGGACAGAUUUGAAAGCCGUCCCAGCAGUUUUGUCUGGCCUUGCGGUUGGUUUCUGUGUGGAAGAUCCCGCCGCUUCAGGGAAGUCUUAGGACGUGAACUCCCGCCUUCACCUGCCCCUGACCUGCUCGUUGUGGGUGAUUCACGCCACGGGAAUGGUUCUUUACGUAAGGGCUUGAAAGCUGAACAUUUCCUUUGGCUUCAAAGCUCUCUCACCGUAUUUUGGGAAGUUAUGGAUCAUCACAUUCCCAUGCAUGCUUUGCCUGAAGAAAUCCAAAAGAUGUUGCCUGAAGAAAAAGUUUGUAAGUACUGUGGAGUCAGCUAUCUAAUUCUUCAUGAAUUUAAGGCUAUGGAAGAAAAAGUGAAAGCAAUGGAAAAAGAGAUGAAAUUUUAUCAAGGAAGUGUAGAUCGUGAAAAGAGACUUCAAGAAAAACUGCAUUCUCUUCGCCAAGAACUUGAACAGUACAAAAUUGAUAACAAAUCUAAAACAGAAAGAAUUUACGAUGUAGGCAUGCAGUUAAAAAGUCAACAAAAUGAAUUUCAGAAAGUAAAGAAACAACUGAGUCAUUUGCAAGAUGGGCUAAAAAUUAAAUAUAGACAAUCAUACAUCUUCAGUCAAAGAUUGUCAGAGUACAAAUAUUUCUGGAAUAAGACUCUUUCAUUACUUACUUUUACUAAAAGGGAGCUAACCAGUAUUAAAAAUGAAGUAUAUGAUAAUUACCAAAACUGGACUUCAUUGAAAGGAGAAGUUUUUCUACAAAUUAAAUCUAUAAGUGAAACAGCCUUGGCAGAAAUAGACAUACUGAAUAAAAGUUUGACAGUGUCCCAGAGAAAUAAAGUAUGCCUUGAAAAGGAAAUGAAAAAUCUGAAAUUGUUGUCAGAUGCAGCCAUAUUGAGAUCUCAGCAGAUUCAGACAUCUAGACAACAGGAAGUAAACUUGCAAACCAGAUGCUAUGAUUUGCAAAAAGAAGUACUAGAUUUACAAUGUCUAGUAGAGGCACUUGGAUUAAAACUUCAGAAGGCGGUGACAGAGAUGGACAACUAUAAAGAAAUGCUUAUGAAUAAAUCUAAUGAAGCUGAUGACUAUCAAAGAGAACUUAAAAAACUGAAGUUUGAAUCCAGUAUUUCUGAGUCACAGCAUACUAUGCUGCUUAAGGAAAAAGAAGACUCUUUAAUGACUUGUCAACAGAUAUAUAAAGCAUUACAGGAAGAUCUGACUGCGAAAGAAAAGCAAGAAGAAGACAUAAAGAGAAGAAUUAACCUUGCAGAAAAUGAACUGGAGAUAACCAAAACUCUUCUGAAUCAGACAAGGGAAGAGGUUUUAACACUGAAAAAUGAAAGGGAAUUGAUGCUGAUUUCACAUCAGAAAAGCAUCGAGCAGCUGCAAGAAACCCUUAAACAGAAGCUGCUGAGUGAUGAUAACUGGAAGGAGAAGAUUGAAGCAGAACUUGCCAAGGAAAGGGCCCAACACUUGGUUGAAUUUGAAGAGCAAGCUCUUCUCUUUAAGGAAGAAACAAAAUUGCAACUUGAUAUUGAAAAAGAAAAACACCAAGAUGUAAUCCAAAAGUAUAAGAAAGAACAAGAGGAACUACAAAUGAAGAUAUCUGACUUAAUCACAGGCGCUACAAGAGAUCUAAGGCAGGAAGUGACUGCUCUUAAAGAAAAACUUCACAAAUCCCAUAUUCAGUACACUGAAGAAUCUAAGUCAAAGGAAAAAGAAAUUGAAAAUCUUAAAAAUUUGGUUGCAGAAUUUGAAUCUCGCUUGAAAAAGGAAAUUGACAGUAAUGAUUCAGUUUCAGAAGACUUGAGGAAGGAAAUGAAACAGAAGUCAGAUGAACUGAAAAGAGUAAUGCUGGCUCAAACACAACUGCUAGAGCAAUUUAACCAGUCCCAGGAAGAGAAUACUUUUCUUCAAGAGACAGUGCGUAGAGAAUGUGAAGAACGCUUUGAACUGACAGAGGCUUUGCGUCAAGCCAGAGAACAGCUCCUGGAGCUCAGUAAGCUUCGUGGAAGUUUACCAUUCUCACCGUGUUCCCUCAGCAAGGGCAGCGUAACCUCCCCUGCCGCAGCAGUCAGUAAUCACGGAGAGAGAAGCCUUGCAAGACUGAACUCUGAAAAAGGAAUCCAAAUUCCCAGCCUGCGCGGGGUGUCAAAACCCACCACUUUCCCAACCUCAGAUAAGCCGAAGAGGGUUAGCUCAGGCGUGCCCAUUCUCCCCCAGCCACAUCCUCCCAGGGGUGGAGCAUCUUCAGCAAAUGAGACUAGACAGAGACUGGCUGCCAUUCUUAGGAGAAGGCGGAGUCAGCAAUGAUCCAAAAUGAUGAGCAGGAAGCUCCCCACAGCGUGCACGCUCUUUCAGAGAGUGCCAGGAAUUCACUGUAACUGAGAAUGACAAAGAUAAAAUUAUUUUCACAGAUCAGGAAGGCAUACCUAUAGAUAUAUUUAACAAAAGACUGUAAAAAGCUGGAAAAUUGUGAAGCCUUAUUUUUCAAGAGGGUUUUGAUAGAGUAACAGAUCAUUAAGUUGUUGGUAUUCCAGAGGUCUGAUUUCUAUAUUUAUGUUGGAAUGUGCUCUAUGAACAUAGCCUUUUAGAGAUCACAGGUAAAAUUUUUCACCCAUAACAUCUUUUCCAUUUCUUGCGCCACUACAAGCAGAUAUAUUUCCACAAAAAAAAAUAGAUUGUUUGAGUUUUGUUGGUAUGUGUUCAUUUGUUUGUUGAGCUGAAUAGAUUAAAUCGAUGUAAUAAGUAUUCCAAACAGAAAAAAAAGUACUUUAUCUAAUUAAAAUUAGAUAAUCUCCAAAAUGCUUAGUUCAGGUAGUUGCAGAGCUCAUCAUCAUAAUCAAAAGCGUCUUUUCCUCACCUUACAAUCUAAUUGGUUAAUCUAAUUUCUCUUUAGGCUAGCUCAGAGUUAAUGAUAGAUAACCUUCAGGAAGACAGUCUUCUCUGAGUGGCUGGGGACCUUCUAGAAAAAGAGAUGGUAAUGUCAAUUCAAGGAAAUGGUAGUUUAUUUAUCAAAUUAUGUAGAUUAUUUUAGUAAACAAAGAACCUGACCAUAUUGAUAGAUAUUUUCUACGAUGAGUGCUUUUUGGUACUUAGAGUUAGGUCUUUAUUUGACCUUGUAUUCUCGAACCAUUGGGAAAAGAACUAAUUCAAGACAGUUUAGUAAAGUUAUACAGAGCUAAUUUGGGAUUCAAAUUUUAUUACCCCUGAAAAUGGGUAACUGGUUAACAUGUUUUCUAUUUUCAGAGUGAAAAAGUAAAACCAGAAGCCAGAUCAUCUAUUUUAUUUUAAACCUGCAGACACUUCCUGUUUCUUAAAACACAACUCUUUGCCUUAGUCUAGUGUUCAUCUAUGUUUUUCUCCAUCUAAUAGAAGUGUAUUUUCCUUCAAAAACUAACUUUACUUAAAUACUCCAUCUGACUGCAUCAUGAACAUCCAGCCUUCCUAUUCCCAUAUUAGAAUAAUAGUAACACAUUUAAAAUAUGCUACAUAAAAUUCUCUGCUAUUUGACCAUCUUAUUGAUCAGAUAAUUCAAAGGUAUUUGGGAUCUCUUCCAUGUGCAAAAGAUGUAAAGUUACUAAACAAAAUCAAGUUUAUUUCCAGUCUUCCAAAACAUUAGUCUAUUAAUAGAGUAUCUCAACCUCAAAAAAAUUCCACAUUAGGUCCACUGAUUUGCCUGACUAGUUUAAGUAUGGCCUCUUGUGUUAAGAGUUGAAUGCUUACUUUUGUUUUGCAGAGAUUGGCAUCCCUUGUAAUGGCCUUUGACAAGAGAGCACAACAUCAUUGAAGAAUGGCACUGGGUGAAUCUUAGAAGUCACCCCAACCGUAAUUUUACAGAUAAGGAAUAGAUGCCCAAAGGGAUUGUGACUUGGCUAAGGUAGUACAGCUAGUUAGUAACAACUAGAACCAGAACCACAAUCACCUGACCCCAGAUUUUCCACCUCACUGGAGCUUCCCAAACCUCCAUCAUGACCUUUGUCAAUAGCACCUACACUGUAUGUAGUUUAUAUUUUUCCUUAAAUGCACUUACUUUUUAACCGGAAAUUUAUGUAAAAAGUAAAUUUGACUCAAGGAGAAGUAGCUAUAAUGAGUUUGAUUCACUGUUUUUUUCUUAUACACUUUGAAAUAAAUGUGUAUCUAAGAAAUCUUCGCUGGGCACGGUGGCUCCACGCUUAUAAUCCCAGCACUUAGAAAGACCAAGACAGGAGGAUUGCUUGAGCCCAGGAGUUCGAGAUCAGCCUGGGCAACAUAAGGAGACCUUGACUCUACAAAAAAUAAUAAUGAAAAUUAGCCAGGCAUAGUGGUGCUUGCCUGUAGUCCUAGCCACUUGGGAGGGUAAGCUGGGAGGAUCCCUGGAGCCCAGGAGGUCAAGUUUGUAGUGAGCCAUGAUUGUGCCACUGCCAUCCAGCCUGGGCAACAGAGUGAGACCCUGUCUCAAAACAACAACAACAACAACAAAAAGUGUUAGUCGGUUCACCCUCUAAAAUCAUCUUGUAUAAUGCCAACAGGUGACCACUACACUGGACCUUAGGGUCUCUGAUCUG